Mauremys reevesii (Reeves's turtle) is the source of this 3019-nucleotide messenger RNA. RefSeq names its product glucose-6-phosphatase catalytic subunit 2 (gene G6PC2). Gene Ontology annotation, cellular component: membrane. Gene Ontology annotation, biological process: gluconeogenesis; glucose 6-phosphate metabolic process. The record is from RefSeq and is a predicted model, not a curated record. Lineage: Eukaryota; Metazoa; Chordata; Testudines; Geoemydidae. Bases 679 to 1596 code for a protein of 305 amino acids. The transcript has 5 exons. Gene Ontology annotation, molecular function: glucose-6-phosphatase activity.
GGGAGAGUAACGGCGAUUGGGGAGGGGCCGCCCACCUGGUCUGCCCCGCCCACAACUCCCCGCCGAGCGGCAGAGACAGGAGCUGGCUGAGGCGCUGCUGGCUGGGAUGCGGGGUUCGGUCUCUGGGGCACCCGCAGCCCGAGGGUGGGGGUCAUGGCCAGCCCGUGUUUCUACCGCCGCUGGGCCCUUGGUGUGCUGCUAGCCGGGAAAUAGCCCAAACCAGCCCCCGGGCCGGGGGGCCGCAGGCUGUGUCCGGCGGCGGGCGCUAAAUGGCACCGUGCGCCUUGUUAAGGUUGCGCGCGCCCGCGGAUUUGAAAUCCUCGCUGCGAACGGACGGCGCCUGCAAACCCGCUCUGCUCGGCCCCGUCAAAAGGCCGCUAAGCACCGAGUGAGGCUUCUCACCAGUUCAUCAGCACAAAUCCAGGGGGACGGGGGUGUGGGCCGCCGCCUUGGGGCUUAACUACCGGCCACACACAGCAAACCCUUUGCAGCCACUGUUGUCUGGUUACAGUGACGUGGCUGUCCCAAAAGACUAGACAGGGCAGAAGAUAUUUAGCAGUAGCUGGCUCAUGCAGCCCUGCACCACCCCUGAAUUUCUGUAAUAGGUGGCCUUUUUCAGCCUAGAGGGAGCACUCCAUAAUUGGUUCUCCUUCAGUGCCCUUACAUGAAAGGAAAAACAUGCAUUCAGCUGGCAGUGAGUUUAGGAGAAAAUCGCAUUUUUUCCUCUUCCAUUUGUAUGCAACAGGGAUUUUAUUUGGCCAUCGUCCAUAUUGGUGGGUCCAAGAAACAAUGAUCUAUCCCAAUCAAUCGAGCCCAUGUCUUGAACAAUUUCCUAUAACAUGUGAAACUGGGCCAGGAAGCCCAUCUGGCCACGCCAUGGGAUCUUCUUGUGUCUGGUAUGUAAUGGUAACAGCAGCACUUAGCUACACAGUGAGGUGGAAAGAUGAAUCUGCAAUUACACUGCACAGACUUACCUGGUCAUUCCUCUGGAGUGUGUUUUGGAUUAUUCAGAUCAGUGUGUGUGUCUCUAGAGUAUUCAUAGCCACACAUUUCCCACAUCAAGUUAUUCUUGGAGUAAUUGGUGGAAUGCUUGUUGCUGAAGCAUUUGAACAUACCCCUGCUAUCCAGACAGCGAGUUUGAGAACGUACAUCAAGACAAAUUUGUUUCUCUUCAUCUUUGCUCUUGGCUUUUACCUGCUUCUCAAACUUAUUGAUGUUGAUCUUCUAUGGUCCGUUCCAAAGGCAAAGAAAUGGUGUGCCAAUCCAGACUGGAUAAAUAUUGACACAACUCCAUUUGCUGGACUGGUGAGAAAUUUAGGAGCACUCUUUGGGUUAGGUCUUGGCAUUAAUUCCGAAAUGUUCAUCAUGAGCUGUAAAGGUACAAAUGGAUAUAAGACGAGUUUCAGACUUCUGUGCAUAGCUGCUUCUUUAGUUACCUUGCAGCUGUUUGAUUUUAUCAAGUUACCCACACAUACUGAGUAUUUGUUUUAUGUUCUUUCUUUUUGUAAAAGUGCAGCCAUACCUCUGACUGUAGUUGCCUUGAUUCCAUACUGCAUACACUUGUUAAUGAGGCCAACUGAAAAGAAGUUAAAUUAGAUGAACUUUCAAAAUAGUCUGAAGAAAUGUGGGCACAUUUAGAUACAAGUGGUGUUCUGUGACCCACUGCAAAGGUAAUUAUUUUGGUACUCCAUUCUGAACAGUGGGUGGGUGUCACUGUGUGUUUGAUGUGCUCCCGGUAAGUCCCAUGCCCAAAGGCAGUACAUCCAGGAAUGACACUGUCAUAUCAGAACCACUGAUUGGCUUGCAUUUUGACUUCAUUCCCAGAAGUACUGCAAGGAUUGACAAUGCAGUAUGGCUGCUUAACACCACUGCGGGUAUACACAUGUUUUGAUGCGUGUUGGGAUUAGCCACAGCUUGUAGAUUUUUUUAGUUCUUGUACACUUUCAAUUGGAUGGUGCUUCAUCUCCCAUAUCAUCAUUCCACUUUCCAUUUUAUAUAUAUAAAUGCUGCAUGUUAAUCUGCUGGAAAAUUAGGUGUGAUAAAAUCACACUAACUCAACCACAUGAAUACAGCCAUGUAGUGUGGUGAAGUUCUGCAUAGUUUGCCAAACUUUAGAUUUAACUUAGUGUUUUCUGAGUGAAGCAUUUUCUGACUGAGUCAGGAAAGAAGAAGAAAAUAUUUUUAAAAAGAUUAGUCUGAAAUAAUGUAAUUUCAGUCCACUUGAUUCUAUUUCUAGGGCUAUUGACAGAGCAGAUAACUUUGUAUUGAUAUGUUGCUUUUUGUAUUUUUCUUUCAAAAAUAACUAAAUGCAAAAUCUUGAAAUGAAAAGGCAAUAAAUUCUAUUUACUAAAACUACUAUACAUUUAACUUUGUGGAAAUUCAUGAACAUAGCGCAUUUAAAUCAGUGUUAUUUGGGUAUGCAUCUGCACAGAGUAACUGCAGAAAGUCAUACAGUGUGAAUUCAUGUAAUCUCAACACACCUCCUAGUGUGUUAUGCAUGCUCCUGUCUUUCCAAUGUAAAUCAGUCUAAUAAUCUCAUUUAAAGAGUACCAAACCAGAAUCAUUAUUUAGGGGUGCACCUGGUCAAGGUAAUUCUUUGUUGCCAUACAGUGAAAAAGCGAUUCAAGAGUAAAACAUGACAUGUUUAUAUUUGGCCAACUUUGUUUGCCCAACCACAGAGAUAACUAUUAUUAUAAUAAAUGUAACAAACUCAUUUGUGAAUUGAUUAUGCUGAUUAAUUUGCUGCUGUAAAUAUAUAAAGCCAAUUAUAUCCCUUUUUAUACAUUUUAAUGAACUUCUAUCAUUGCACAUUGACUUUCUAUGGGAAUGUGUACACUACCCGCCGAAUCAGCGGGCAGCGAUCGAUCCAGCAGCGGUUGAUUUAUCGCGUCUAGUCUAGACGUGAUAAAUCGACCCCCGAGCGCUUUCCUGUUGACUCCUAUACUCCACCGCCACGAGAGAUGCAGGCAGAGUCGACGGGGAGCAGCAGCAGUCGACUCACCGCAGUGAAGACACCGCG